Molecule: messenger RNA, 1498 nt
Organism: Polyodon spathula (Mississippi paddlefish)
Lineage: Eukaryota; Metazoa; Chordata; Actinopteri; Acipenseriformes; Polyodontidae
Product: B-cell receptor CD22-like
Exons: 5
Source: RefSeq, a predicted model, not a curated record
UCUUUUUCAGCUGUUCAGGGUGGUGACUGGGGAGUGAAUUAUCCUCUACAAGAGAUGUGUGCUUUGAGAGGAUCCUCUGUGGUCAUACCCUGUACAUAUGAUUAUCCUGAACUGUUUCAUGGCACAGUUUUAACUGUAGUAACUGUGAUGUGGUUCAGGACUUCUAUUCCUGAUGUUGCUGAUCCAGGCACAUAUGUGUAUCACAGCAGUGGAAUCAAUGUGAGUCCUGAAUGUGAACACCGGACAGAGUAUCUAGGGAACAAAGUCAAGAACUGCACGCUAAAGAUAAGUGCUCUGCAAAGCAGUGACAGAGACAGAUAUUAUUUUAGAUUUGAAACAAACAGCCCUUCUGGUAAAUGGACUGGUAGAACUGGUGUGUCACUUUCAAUAACCGAGCUAAAGGUUACCCUGGACCCUCCUGUUCUAUAUAAUAAUGUGAGAGAAGGAUCUUUUGUUUCCCUGUCCUGUGGCUUUGACCGCUGCAACCCGCGUGAGAGCAGCUUUGUCUGGUACAGGGAGGGGCAGCCAAUCAGGAACGAGAAAUCAAACAAACUUCAGUUUAAUGUUUCUUAUGAGCGUUCUGGGAAGUACUGCUGUGCUGCUGCUGAGAACAGCAGCAUUAAAUCUGAAGAAUUCGACUUGAUUGUGAAAUACUCCCCAAAGAACACCUCGAUCUCAGUCAGGGCUCCUGGUGGAAUAGUGGAGGGGAGCACAGUGACGCUGACCUGCAGCAGCACAGCAAACCCACCAGCCAGCAGCUACACCUGGUUCAAGGGGAAUCAAAUCAAUGUCGUGAACUCAGGCAGUGAACAGAAUCUCAUCUUUGCAAACAUCAGCCUUGCUGACAGUGGAGAGUAUUACUGUAAAUCAAGCAAUGAGAUUGGAAGACAAAAAUCUCCGCCAAUGCAAAUACAUGUAAAAUACUCCCCAAAGAACACCUCGAUCUCAGUCAGGGCUCCUGGUGGAAUAGUGGAGGGGAGCACAGUGACGCUGACCUGCAGCAGCACAGCAAACCCACCAGCCAGCAGCUACACCUGGUUCAAGGGGAAUCAAAUCAAUGUCGUGAACUCAGGCAGUGAACAGAAUCUCAUCUUUGCAAACAUCAGCCUUGCUGACAGUGGAGAGUAUUACUGUAAAUCAAGCAAUGAGAUUGGAAGACAAAUAUCUCCGCCAAUGCAAAUACAUGUAAAAUACUCCCCAAAGAACACCUCGAUCUCAGUCAGGGCUCCUGGUGGAAUAGUGGAGGGGAGCACAGUGACGCUGACCUGCAGCAGCACAGCAAACCCACCAGCCAGCAGCUACACCUGGUUCAAGGGGAAUCAAAUCAAUGUCGUGAACUCAGGCAGUGAACAGAAUCUCAUCUUUGCAAACAUCAGCCUUGCUGACAGUGGAGAGUAUUACUGUGAAUCAAGCAAUGAGAUUGGAAGACAAAAAUCUCCGCCAAUGCAAAUACAUGUAAAAUGUAAGUGCUGUCUGUUUGCCUGAACACUGUCCCCUA